Messenger RNA from Ilex paraguariensis (yerba mate), 324 nucleotides. The record is from the annotation of a GenBank genome assembly. Lineage: Eukaryota; Viridiplantae; Streptophyta; Magnoliopsida; Aquifoliales; Aquifoliaceae.
AUGUCUGGUGUUUGGGUUUUCAAGAAUGGCGUUGUUCGACUCGUCGAGAACCCUGGUGCAGACUGCCAGGGCUCGAACUCUCGCCGUAAGGUGUUAGUCCAUUUAUCCUCUAAUGAAGUCAUUACAUCCUAUGCAAUCCUUGAGAGGAAGCUUCUAGCCCUUGGUUGGGAGAGAUACUAUGAUGACCCUGACCUUCUUCAGUACCACAAGAGAUCCACAGUUCAUCUCAUCUCUCUCCCUAGAGAUUUCAACAGGUUCAAGUCCAUGCACAUGUAUGAUAUUGUGGUCAAGAACCGCAAUGAAUUUGAAGUUCGGGACAUGUAG